Molecule: messenger RNA, 581 nt
Organism: Drosophila hydei
Lineage: Eukaryota; Metazoa; Arthropoda; Insecta; Diptera; Drosophilidae
Gene: Uev1A
Product: ubiquitin-conjugating enzyme E2 variant 2
Exons: 4
Coding region: 70-507 (145 amino acids)
Biological process (GO): DNA damage tolerance; protein K63-linked ubiquitination
Cellular component (GO): nucleus
Source: RefSeq, a predicted model, not a curated record
ACCCAAGUGUGCGACCAAAGAAUGCGCUAAAAUAAGCCAAAACACACACACACUCUAGGAUAAACCACAAUGGCGCAUACAUCUAGUACCGGCGUUGUGGUGCCACGAAAUUUCCGCUUACUGGAGGAGCUGGAUCAGGGCCAGAAGGGUGUAGGCGAUGGCACCAUAUCGUGGGGUCUGGAAAACGACGAUGAUAUGACACUUACCUAUUGGAUUGGCAUGAUUAUUGGCCCCCCUAGAACACCAUUCGAGAAUCGAAUGUAUUCACUAAAGAUCGAGUGCGGCGAACGUUAUCCGGAUGAGCCACCAACGCUCAGAUUUUUAACAAAAGUUAAUAUAAAUUGCAUUAAUCAGAAUAAUGGUGUGGUUGAUCAUAGAUCAGUGCCCAUGUUGUCCAGAUGGAGUCGCGAGUACACCAUUAAAACGAUGCUUCAGGAAAUACGUAGGAUUAUGACCAUGAAAGAGAACUUGAAGUUGGCUCAACCGCCAGAAGGUAGCUGUUUUUAGUUGGCAACAACGAUAAGAACAACAACAGCAACAACAACCUACAACCACAACAGCAACAACAACAAACUGCAGCA